Spathaspora passalidarum NRRL Y-27907 is the source of this 1868-nucleotide messenger RNA. It is a transcript of the gene PEX19, whose product is annotated as Pex19p. Gene Ontology annotation, cellular component: peroxisome; peroxisomal membrane. The transcript has a single exon. Lineage: Eukaryota; Fungi; Ascomycota; Pichiomycetes; Serinales; Debaryomycetaceae. Bases 18 to 974 code for a protein of 318 amino acids. Gene Ontology annotation, biological process: protein import into peroxisome membrane. The record is from RefSeq and is a predicted model, not a curated record.
CACUUUCUUUAUACCAAAUGUCCGACCAAACUCAGGCUACUACCGAAGUUAAUCCAAUUAAGCCAGAAGCUGCUGCUGCUAAGGAAGCUACCGUGUCCAAGGCCGCUGUUCCAGCUGUUGCAGACGAUGAUGUAGACGAUUUAGACGACCUUCUCGACGACUUUGCAGACGACGUUCUCAGCAAACCACCAGGAGCCGGGGUUGCCCAAUCACCAAAAACCAACCCCACAACCGCAGGCACAUCUGCUGAUGCGCCACUCAACGAUGAAUUGCAAUCUGGCAUUGCGGACCUCAUCAAGGAUCUCAACAUCACUGACCCAGAAACCCAAACCCAAUUUGAACAACUUGUGUCACAGUUCGAGACUGAGCAUCGUGCCGAAGUUGAAGCACAAGAACGUAAACCAGCCAAUUUCGAACAUGUCAUGAAGGAAACCAUGGAACGAUUGAAAAACAGUGGUAAAGACAUCGACGACAAGAUUAGUGGCGACGGUGCUGGUAUUGGUGGAGAAGAUUUACUUACACAAAUGCUUGCUGGAUUAGGCGGAGACGGUGAUAAUUUAGAUAUGAACAAGUUGUUGGUAGAGAUGUUGGAACAAUUGUCGAGUAGAGAAGUGUUGUAUGAACCAAUCAAGGAUUUGAAUACCAAAUUUCCCGAUUACUUGAAAGAGAACAAGGAUAAGUUGGAUGAAGCUAAAUACACUACAUAUAAUAAGCAAUAUGAAAUCACUACCGAGAUUAUUACUAUUUUCGAAGCUGCUGACUAUAGUGAUGAUAACAAAGCUAAAAGAGACCAAGUUAAUGAACUUUUAGAAUCCUUACAAGAAUUGGGCCAACCUCCUGAAGAGUUGGUGGGCAAUGGUGAAUUUUUACCAGGAUUUGGUGGUGGUGGUGCUGGCAAUGAUCUUGAUUUCAAUGAUAAGGAUUUACCAGAAGAUUUAGCCAAGGACCUCGAGCAAGGAUGUAAGCAACAGUAAUUAUAUAGUUAAUCCCGAUCUAUUUGCAAAAUCUUGAUAGUAUUGUAACAUUUCAUGAGUAAUACCUCGAGCGAUUCCUACUAAUGCAUGGUCAAAAUGACGUUUAUGUACAGUAGAACAUUGAUUGUCCUCCAUGAUUGCGGCAAGACCUGCUUCUUGACAAAGUAAGGUGACUUCAGCCCCGGAACACCCUUCGGUAAGUUUAGCAAGUUGCUGUAAGUCGACUUCAUUCUGAUCUAAGUCAAACUUGCUGCAGCACUUCUCUAAGAUCUGUACUCUUGCUUCAAAAUCAGGAGGGGCAACGUAGAUAUGACGAUCUAAUCUACCCGGACGUAACAAUGCUGGAUCGAUGUCACUUGGCUUAUUAGUAGCACCAAUAAUAACCACUCCUUUCAAUUCUUCAACCCCAUCAAUUUCAUUAAGCAAGGAGGUAAGCACAUUCAGGGAUGCAUCGGUAGAAGAAUCUCUCACGCUGGCAAUAGCAUCAAUUUCAUCAAAGAAGAUAAUACUGGGUGAUGCUGCUCGGGCCUUUCUGAAUAUUUCUCUGAUUGUUCUUUCUGAUUCACCAACGUACUUGUUGAAGAUUUCUGGUCCUUUCACGGCAAGGAAGUUAAGACCUGAUUCCGUGGCCAAUGCUUUUGCAGUAAGGGUUUUGGAACAACCUGGUGGUCCAUAGAGGAGCACACCUUUAGGAGCAGAUAUCCCAAGUUUGGAAAAACUGGCAGAAGCUUGCAAUGGCAAUUGAACCACUUCAAUAAGUUUCUGUUUAAGUUCAUGUUGUCCCCCGAUAUCUGUCCAAUGUACUUUUGGCAUUUCCAACAAGAUCUCACGCAUGGCUGAAGGACGAAUGUCAGGGUAUGCUGCAAGUAAGUGGUCUACGGUGACCUUAAUCUC